AUUGGCCGUUAGAGGUGAUGUUUUUUCUCUAGUGCAAAUUUUAAUCAUAUGCAAUUUAAUUUCGAGUUAAAGUUAGCAAAAUUACAUUCCCAUACAGAGUGUCCCAGGUGAUUUCACAGGCGUUCAGUGGGCACCAGUUGAGCACCAAGCCCCCCUCUUCGAUGAUCAAUCAGUUUGGACCGGGGUGUCGCGUCUCGGGCCCCAUUGGAUCGAUUCUUAUAAAUCUAGUGCCAUUUGGAGCACGCGAAUCAAUCGGAAAUAUGAUCGGUCACGCGGCGGGAAAUCUGUGCGAGGCGAUUAAGCGUUCAAUCAGCUACGGCACCUGAGGCGCGUUUAUGAAUGGACCAGGCCAGCCCCGCUCCUCCGGCCUUAACUUACUCACGUUUUAGUGCUUUCGAGUUCCCGCGUAUAUAUUUCUAAGUUUAGCCAUCAAAUGGCUUCAAAGUAUAUCAAGGCACCGUUGCUGCUGGCACUAUGCUUGGCAGUACCCGACACCGCAGUGGCCGCUAGUCGCGAGUUCCAACCGUACAUGGUAACCGAGAAGGACUUCCGCGAAUUCUUCCCAGCGGGCGCCCGGGAGGACCAGUUCCACCUGCAGCCGAUCGCCAACCACGAGGACUUCAACCUAGACGAGCUGCUGCAGCCACGCCCGAAGAAGGUCCAGAACCUCGACCCGGACGAGGGCUACGACGAUGACGAAGACGCCGCGGAGUUCCACAUGGAGGCCGAGGCCGACGAGGAAGACCCUGACCCCGCCGCCGAGUCCAGCAGCCGGGAGGACGAAGGCGCGGCCUUCCGCAGGGCGCUGGGACUCGGCGAGUACUGGCGGGAGGACAGGAACCCUAGGGGCGAGUACUGGAACCCUGGCGACGGGUUCCAGAACCCGAGGGUACUCCGCAGGGCUCAAACCCUCGAAGAGGACGCUGACCCUGCCGCCGACUCCAGCAGCAGGGAGGACAAGAGUUCCGUCUUCAGGAGGGAACUAGGGCUCGGCAAGUACUGGUGGGAGGGCUGGAACCCUGGAGGCGAGCACCAGGGCCCAAGGGUACUCCGCAGGACCCAGACCGACGACGAAGUCUCUGAUCCCGCUGCCAACUCCAGCAGCCGGGAGGACAAGAGCGCCGUCUUCCGGAGGGAACUAGGUCUCGGCAAGUACUGGGAAAAGCCCAGGAACCGAGCUUUUGGCCCCAGAGCACUCCGCAAGACCGAGACGGACGACUUUACGUACGACUCCCCCGAGGACGACAAGGAUGACUUCGACAAAGAUGACUUCGACAAAGAUUUCGACAAGGAUCUCGACAAGGACUUCGACAAAGACCUCGACAAGGAUUUCGACAAAGACCUAGAUAAGGACCCUGACUUCGAGCGACCUGCGCCCACACAACCGACCUCUAGCUCUGGGUCCACGUUUCGGCCGAGCCCUAGUUUCAGCUCGGGGAACCCCGACGAUGCCCUGAAGUUGAUCCCUGGCCCAACCUUGGGGUUGGGCAGCUACUAUGGGGACAGCCCCGCGCCUACGACGAAUCACAACCUGCCACGACCUCAGCCUCUGGGAGCCUCGGUUAAAGUUGGGACAAGGUACAUGGUAAGCGGCAAUCGACAACCUCAACGCCAAGUCAUCCUGAAGAAACCCAGGAGUCAACUAAUCCUCCGCCCUAUCAACAACCAGGCCCGCCAAAAAGUGCCGCAACUAACACACCCACCGAAACCAACAACAACAAUCGUGAAGAGCGUUCCGGAGUACGUGUACCACUCCGUCGAGGAGUACAACCCCGAUCUCUCUCCGAUCCCUGUGCCGGCACCCCCGAAACAGGGACUCUUCAAGCCGGCGUUCGGGCCGGACUACCCGACCAGAUCCACGCCGUAUCCCUUCGAGAAGCCCGUGCAUGAGUUCCCGGAGUCGCCGUCCGGGUUUCACGGGAACACCAACUCCUUGGAUGGUCAUUUCCCGAGCACGGUAUCCACCCCGGUCGUGACCCCUUCGAUAAGGCCUUUCACUUUUGUGCCGAGGAAGAAUGCGUUCUCUAGGCCGAGGGUUAUCGGGGCGAGAUUCCCGUUCAGUCCGCCGCAUGAUGAGCCGGCACCUCACAUUCCCAACUACAAAUACCACUACUUCGUGAACGACCCACAAACCAAGGACGUGAAGAGUCAGUGGGAAUUGCGAGACGGUGACUCGGUGAACGGUGCAUAUUCGUUGGUGGAGCCGGACGGGGCUUUGCGCAUUGUUGAGUACACGGCUGACCCGGAGAACGGGUUCAGGGCCAUGGUCAAGAGGAUCACCCACGGUGAACAUGGGGAUGUUGAGGAACGACAAUUCCAUGGUUGAAAUUGAUACAAAAAGUUAUUGACAGAGAAGACAAAAGGGAUAUGGAUGGAUC
This is a messenger RNA of Bemisia tabaci, 2378 nucleotides long. The record is from RefSeq and is a predicted model, not a curated record. NCBI's taxonomy places the organism in Eukaryota, Metazoa, Arthropoda, Insecta, Hemiptera, Aleyrodidae.